Musca domestica (house fly) is the source of this 1635-nucleotide messenger RNA. Its product is annotated as pickpocket protein 19-like. Gene Ontology annotation, molecular function: ligand-gated sodium channel activity. NCBI's taxonomy places the organism in Eukaryota, Metazoa, Arthropoda, Insecta, Diptera, Muscidae. Gene Ontology annotation, cellular component: membrane. Gene Ontology annotation, biological process: sodium ion transmembrane transport. Bases 1 to 1635 code for a protein of 544 amino acids. The record is from RefSeq and is a predicted model, not a curated record. The transcript is spliced from 7 exons.
AUGUUUUAUCCUAACGAAUUGGCUUACUUCAAGAAAACAAAUUUCGAACAUCCCAAGGGUUUGCUGAAAUUUAAAGAUUGUUAUGACGAUCCCCUGCAACCGCUAACAAAACGACAAGUUGAGAAAAGAAUCAUACGACGUAUGUUUCAAUUUUGUCAGAAUUCCAUAAAUGGUGUAUAUCAUAUUUCUGAGCCGGGCCUAAGACCCAGUGUUCGGUUAUUUUGGUGUGUGGUCGUAGUGGCCGCCAUAAUUGGCUGCGCGAUGUCCUACAUUGAUUUAACCAAACGGCUGCAGGAUGAAGCGCUUGUCACCGUCGUAGAGACAUCACAUCUGCCAAUUCAUGAAAUUCGUUUUCCUGCCGUAGCCGUGUGUCCCCUUAAUCGCGUGAAUUGGAUGCGUUACAAGGCGGCCGAGGAGAAAUUUCUGCCGCGCUACACAGCAAAGGAGGCUAAGAAUGCAUUCUAUAAUUUGACAGUGUUGUUGGAACGUAUGACUUUUAGUGGUCUCGAAGCUAUAGAGGAUUUUUUGAACUCACAACAUAUACCACGGUCUGUUCGGAAUAUUGUUCUGUCUCGGGUGGCACAAUAUUUGGCAUUUCGUUGUGAUGAAAUUUUCCGUUGGUGCAUUUACGACAAGACAAAACAUGAUUGUUGUAAAAUUUUCAUUCCCGAACAGACGGAGAAGGGUAUAUGUUUGGUGUUCAAUUCUGUCGUAUCGAAGGAGUCGAAAAUAAAACAGCUGACGGACAGCUUUUAUCCCUGGAGAGCUCGAUCGAGCGGUGAAGGUUCCGGACUAUCAUUUAGAUUGCGAUAUAACAGCAGUCUCGUAAGACCUGGAUCCACCGUUCCCUUUGCAUUCAAUGUAAUUAUAAAAAGACCUGGCGAAUGGAGUAAUUCUUUAUAUCAAAUUUUGCAUGCGAAUACCCAUAAUAAUAUGAUGGUAACACCAAUAAUAACUGAAACAUCGCGAAAUACUCGUCACAUUAAUCCAGUAAAACGAAAAUGUUUAUUUCCGAACGAAAUAUCUACCAAAUUUGAUCGAAUUGAAGGCUUAGCAUUUAACAAGCUGAAUUGUCGCGUUCAAUGCGAGCAGAGACAUUUAAUAAAUACCUGCAACUGCACUACGUCCAUGUUCUUCCCGGGUGUAUCUCAUAAAGCCGAUAUGGAAUGUAAAGUAUCGGAUUUAAGGUGCAUUUAUGACAACAGGGACAUUUUCAGUUACAUUAAAGGCUCGCGACAGGAUAAUUACAUCAAUGACACACGUCGCGGCAUGAUCUGCGAUUGUCUAAAUAGCUGUGAGGCACUGAUGUUUUUGGUGAAAUUGAAUGUCCUGCCACUGGUAAAUGUUAAUGAAAGCUUCCCGGAAAUAUCAGCGGAGGUUUAUUUUGCCGAAGAAACAAUGACCAAGUACUCUGCCCGUUUGCAAUACACCUAUAUGGAUUUGAUAUCGAAUUACGGCGGCGUCCUGGGCCUAUGUUUGGGUGCUUCAGUAUUAAGUAUUUUUGAGAUAUUUUAUGCAGUUAUUAGAGCUAUUUUUAUAUUUGGUUUAUAUAAAUUAACAAAUCGCCGAAAGAGACGACAGGUUAAUGUUGUGAAAGUCAAGAAAAAAGAAGAUGAAGGACAAUUUGUGGAAUAA